CUCAUCUCUCUCCGGUGCUUUAAACGCAACUGCCUGCCCGCCACGCACUGGGAAAAUGUUGGUGCUUCUGGUGUUCAUUAUUGUUUUCCACAUCACCUCCGCCACCCUGCUUUUCAUUGCCACCAUCAACAACGCCUGGUGGGUCGCAGAAGAAUUAUUUGCAGAUGUCUGGAGGGUCUGCGUCAACAACACGAAUUGUACGGAAAUCGACACCACCUUUCAAGAUUACUCUACGAUGCAGGCGGUCCAGGCCACCAUGAUCCUGUCUACCACUCUCUGCUGUGUCGCCUUCCUGGUCUUCGUGGUCCAGCUCUUCCGCCUCAAGCAGGGGGAGAGAUUUGUUUUGACCUCCAUCAUCCAGCUCAUGUCAUGCCUGUGUGUCAUGAUUGCGGCUUCCAUUUAUACGGACCGGCGCCAAGACCUCCAUGAGAAAAACCAAAGAUGGUACUCCCAGGCCUCGGACGGCAGAUUCGGCUACUCCUUCAUCCUGGCCUGGGUGGCCUUUGCCUUCACCUUCACCAGCGGCCUCAUGUAUCUGAUACUAAGGAAGCGCAAAUAGUACACAAGGGCCAGGUUGCGUUCGCUGCAAUACAGAAUCCACAUUCAGAUAAACCGUUUUGUAUAUAAUCUUUUUUUUUUUUUUUGUGGUUUUUCUAGCAAAUGUUGUUUCCUUUAAAGGCCAAAGAGAAGAGUUUUUGCAUUCUUGAGAUGAGAGUAUAGACUAUGAGGCUGGAAUUCAGAACUCCCGCCUGUCCGAAAGUCCCACCAAGACGCAGCCAACAAUCGGCGAUGCUCAAAUCCAAAAAUGUUCAGCGGGCUGUUUCUCGACCGUGGGGAUGGCAUGUGAUGGGACCAGAGGCUGAGAAUGGCGGAUCUCGGGGGGCUGUCUUGCCUAGCUUUGGGCCACACCAAGCCCUCUCAGCCCAGCUUCCCUUCCCCAGUCUCUCUGGGUGAGUGGGGGUGCAGGGCCCAGGUGAGGGAUGAAACCUCCCCAGAUGUUUAGCCAAGUUCCAUGUGAGGAACAAGCAUAGUCCCUGGUGUCAUGUCUCUCUCCAGACUAGAGCCCCCACCCUCCUGUAAUGGGGUGUAACUGAGUCCAGAAAGCGCCACCAGAUUUUCAGACUAUCUGCUUGCUUUUGGGAAGUGGGUCUUUAACCUGGAGGUCAGAUUUAAGCUCACCCUAAGGCACAGAAUUUCAGCUCGCGAUCCCUAGCACACCAAAUAAAAUGCAGACGAUUGGGGUCCUGCCCUAGACCUUCAGAGCUGGUCUUCAGGGAUGGGGCCUGGGAACCUGCAUUUUGGACAGGCCUCUCGGGGAUGCUGAGGUGUACCACCAUCCCGGGGCCAGAUGUAAAUGCUCAAGGCCUCAUCAGGUUGAGUGGGGAGGUGCAGGCUGAAACCCUGGCCCCCUUCAGCCUUGGAGUCCCCCCUAUCUCUUCCACAGCUGCCUACAUCUGGACCACCCGAAGUCCAGGCCCUGGCCAGGCCUCCUGACAGCCAGACACCCUGGGCAUGUAGCCUCCUUCCUCCAAGCCAGAAGGCCUCUCCCUUCUCUUUCCGCCCUGCCUUCUAAGCUGGCCAGCCUCUCUCUGCCCGUUUCUAGUGCCUCAGAGGAUGCCUCCACCAUUCAUUCAUUCAUUCGUUCAUUCAUUCAUUCAUCAACAUAGAUUAUGGAAUGCUUGUUGCCUGCCAGGCACAGGACAUACGUUGAGACAUUCUCCUUGUGGGGCUGAUAGUCUAUUGGAGGAGACGAUUAAAAACCAGUGAGGAAAGCUGAAUACAGGUUGUCAUGGAGGCUGCAAAGAGUACAACCAGGGAUUCCAAAGAGGGGCCAUGGGGCAGGAGGGAACCUGCUCUUUGCCUGCCUCCUUUUCUCCUUCUGGAAGCCUUUAGAUCAGCUGAAAUACGCUCCAGGGCAGAAAGCAUUCAUUGGGUCGUGUUGUCUCUUACACCCAGAGAGCGCUCACUUCCAUGAAGGGUCCCAGGGUCCUGGCAGCAGAUGAAACUGUGAGGUGCUUGCAGAUCGCCGUGGCCUCAAACUUAAGUGGUCGCACAGGCCUGCCAGGGUCUGGGUGAGGCAGCACCCCUCAAUUCUGAGGAACACGGUUUGCAGAGUUUGCCCUUAGUUGUGAACACUGUGAGGUGUGUGGCAUUGCAGGGGACCUCGGAGGUGCUGAUGGCGGAAGUGCUUUGCGCCCCACUGUUUUCUGUCCUGUGUUUUGCGUGCGGCCAGGGAGGUGUGCCUGGGCCUGUGUGGGACCCGCCCACCAGGUCUUGCAUGUGUACUGUUUAAAUGCUUCUGCACUUGACUUGCUGAGUGGACUGCUGAUUUGCUGUCAGCCCAGUUCUAGAGGACCUGGGGUGUCAUCUGGUUGGGGUAGGUUUCAGGCCCGUGAACAGCUCUUCAGUGCAGCUGGGUCUCCUCUGUGUCUGUGUCUCUUCUCUCCUUCACUCAUUUUUAACUGAGUAUGAGGUUCUUACCCCGCCUUGGGUACUGUGGGAGGCUUUGAAAACACACACAAGUGAAUCCAGCCAUUUGCCCUAAGACAGGACCCCCUCCCCACAGAGAGGCCACCAGUAUAGUGCAGGGUGAUGCGGGACCAGAGAUGAGAAACUGUCCCCUCCUGCCUCCAUGGAAGCCUGUCACAGGCAUGUUAUAGGUCGGUGGGUGGGUCAUACUCCUGGGGCUUGCAGGCUGCUGCUCCUUGAGCUUCAUGAGGAAGGGGGAUCCAGGUUCCCCCACUCUUUCUACCCUGGUGGCUUUUCUGUAAUUUUCUGGUAGCCAUGAAGGAAACAAACAAAAACCCAUAAACCGGAAAUCUGGAAAGGCUAAUCCCCAAGCAAUGCCUGAAUUUCCCUUCCCUAAGAGCUUCGUAGGUGUGUGAGCGUCUGAAAUAACUCCAUGGCGUUUCCUGGCCAAUCACCACUGCUGUACAGCAUUCAGGGCCCGCCUCCGUGGUGCCAUAACUUUGUGAAAUGUGAGAGAUGCCUUUUCCUCCCCCUGGGGAAGCGCGAAGAAGUGAUGGCAGAGGGAGAAAAUACCCAGCCUCACCCAUAGGUAGGAUCGGCCCUCACUUGGUGCUUAUUAGCGGUUAUGCAAGAACAAGAAGCAAAGAUUAGGACCAAAUCUACUACUGGUAACAAUGGUAUUUGAAGGAACUGUAGGCGCAUUUUAGGACUUUUUUUUUUUUUAUAAAGUACUGUAAUUCUUUCAUUGAGAGGCUGUGGAUGGAGACAGACUAACUCAUUUUGUCAUUUGCAUUAAAAUUACUUUGGGUCUCUGUUCAAAUUGGGUUUGGAGAAUUGAUUUGCUCUGCGUGGAUGUAUAUAUUCAUACCCGAAUAUGGGAAAAUCAGGAGACAUUCCCCGACUCUCACACUCUCUGCUGGAGGCUGUGUGCGUGUGUGCAUCCCUGACCAUCAGGCUGAAGUCUUAGGAUGCUCUAUUAACUAGACCCCCCACCCUGCCCCCAAGCCUACACGUACACACCGAACACCGUAGCUUAGGUAGAAACUAGCCUCGUUUUAGAUCUGCCUGGGUGGGGAAUUACUAAACUUGCUAAUAGCUGAGAGGUUACCUAACAAUACAGCAAAGGUGGACAGUUUUGUAUAUUGGACAGUGGUUUGGAGGAAAUGCUAAGGAUACUCUAAAUUUGAAUCUUGGUUUGGAAACAAAUACGAUUUCAGGGUAGUUAGAUACUUUCCUACUUAAUGUGCCUAUAAAAUAGUCUAUUUUCUAUGUUUUGUAUAAUCUGAAACUGUACAUGAGAAAUAAAGUCUAAAACCAAGCUGGCCGGAUCAAGA
Messenger RNA from Manis javanica (Malayan pangolin), 3803 nucleotides. Lineage: Eukaryota; Metazoa; Chordata; Mammalia; Pholidota; Manidae. The record is from RefSeq and is a predicted model, not a curated record.